AUACAGGACUUAUCACGCUACUUGUCUUUCGGUGUGUCCCGUCAGGGGUAAACUCUUAAUAUUGCACACACGGCUACGGUAAAGAACGAGGUUAUCCCAAUGGACUGAGUCUAUUUGGGAGGAUCAUAUUACAAGAGCCGAAGGAAUAUAUCAGCCCCUUGCUUCUCAAGCUGUUAUCAGCAGAGUCUAGCAUCUUGUUUUGUGAUUGUAGUGGAUUAAUUCUGGAAGUAUGUGCCCCGUGCUUGACCCAUAGUGUAAAACGUAGAAGCCAUUGGACCGUACUAAGGAAGUGUGUAAACUAUCCUAAACCCAAAAUUUGUAAACAAUGGAUUUCUUCUUUGAUUUGUUCGAUUCUGAAAAGAAAAGAAGGGCAGCUCAACAACAGGCAGACAACCGGAAUAGGACCGGAAGUGGAGGUGAACUACCCCCUCUCAGAAUAGAUGGACGGGGACAUCAUGCUUUCAGUUUCAGAAAAUAUGACACAAGGGAUACGAAUCGUAUUCGAGAAGAACGAAUGAAGCGGGAACUCCAUCGUUUGUAUUUAUGGGAUAUCAAGGAAUUCCUAACCAAAGCCAGAGAAGAUUUUACACACAAAUGGGAUCACCCUCAACAGAACACAGCCUGCCUUGAUGACUUUGACCGCAUUAAGACCCUAGGAACAGGGUCAUUUGGUCGGGUCAUGUUGGUACAACAUAAGCAAAACAGAGAAUACUAUGCCAUGAAAAUCUUAGACAAACAAAAGGUUGUGAAAUUAAAACAAGUAGAGCAUACUUUGAAUGAAAAGAGGAUUUUGCAAGCCAUCAAUUUUCCAUUCCUUGUUAGUUUAGAAUAUCAUUUCAAGGACAACUCAAAUUUGUAUAUGGUGUUGGAGUUUGUAACAGGCGGAGAAAUGUUUUCACAUCUCAGGAGGAUAGGAAGAUUCAGUGAGCCGCAUUCCAGGUUUUAUGCUGCACAAAUAGUAUUGGUCUUGGAAUACUUACAUAAUUUGGAUUGUAUGUACCGUGAUUUAAAACCAGAAAACCUACUCGUAGAUACCCAAGGUUAUCUGAAGGUGACAGACUUUGGCUUUGCUAAGAGAGUAAAAGGCCGUACCUGGACACUCUGUGGUACUCCUGAGUACUUGGCACCAGAAAUCAUCCUCAGCAAGGGCUACAACAAAGCUGUGGACUGGUGGGCGUUGGGAGUUCUGGUGUAUGAAAUGGCAGCAGGUUAUCCACCCUUCUUUGCUGACCAACCCAUACAGAUAUAUGAAAAGAUUGUCUCUGGCAAGGUACGGUUCCCAUCACACUUCAGCUCUGACCUAAAGGACCUGUUGCGUAACCUUCUGCAAGUGGACCUCACAAAGCGAUAUGGCAACCUCAAGAAUGCUGUCAAUGAUAUAAAAAAUCACAGGUGGUUCCAAUCCACAGACUGGAUUGCUAUCUACCAGAGAAAGGUGGAUGCUCCCUUUGUACCAAAAUGCAAAGGCCCUGGGGACGCAAGUAACUUUGAUGAUUAUGAGGAGGAACCACUGAGAAUAUCAUCAACAGAAAAGUGUGCUAAGGAAUUCGCAGACUUUUGAGGAUGUAGAAACAGGAUAGUAAACCCCCAUUGGUUGUUCUCAUUAAGGCAAAGUGUUGUCGUUGUCACCAGAACAUCUCAAGUGACAGAUCUCAUCAAGCAUCGAUAAAUCCCACAUGUGCAAUACACGCAGUAUGCAGCUUGAGCAGGGAGUGAACCAUGAUAUGUUGUGGCGAAAAGAGUUCAAUAUUUAUAUGUUAAACCAACAAACUUUGGCCAAAUUAUGUGUGUAGCCUGCAAAGACAGACUGACUGAUCAAAUCAUUAUUUAAUGUUUCAUUCAGUUAUUUGUGGACAUGUCUGUGAUAUUGGGUAUAUGAGCCCAGUCAGACUGCACAUGUGACACUGGCUGAUGAUUGAUUUCAGUGUUGUUGGGUGUACGCUCCAUUUAUCGGGGCUAGUGUAUGACCGCAUACACUGUGACUGUACAAGUCCAGCAGACUUGAGAACAAGUCAUAUGUAUGAUACUACAAGCAAAGUGGCCGUGUCGGCAAAUGUGAUGGGAAUGUUGAGCAUUUAACACCUGUGCUGCCUGAUCUAACUGAUCAGUGUUUGUUUUUCAGCGAAGUAUAUGGAUACAUCCUCCUAGAAUGUAUACAACUUUAUUAUUGUAUUUUGUUAUGGAUGAAGCUGUACAUAGUUUUACAUAUUUCAGAUGGAUUUUUAUACUGAAUGAAUGACUGUUUUAACCAAGUUCUGCUGUACUUAAUAGGUGUUCACUAGUCUUUAACGAGUAGUGACUUUUUAAAUAUCUCCUCUUUCCUGAUGCCAAUUUAUCGGUGAAGUCUGUCAAAACAAGUGUUAAAUUGAAUAGUCUGUGUUGGCUGUAUCAACUUGCUUCAUUGUUAUGGUACUUGGCUCUCAUUCACUUUAUAAAACAUUUCAGCUCCAAAUUACUUAUAAAAAAUGGUACAUUCUUUUUAUUGUCAAAAACAUUGAAUAGCUACACUUGAAAGAAAAAGACAUUGCUUUGAAAAGACUAAGUACAAAUUAUGAUUUUUUUUUUUUCUUUUUAAAUAAUGAAGUUUUAAUCUUUAUACAGGGCAUUUAAUUUAUAGAUUUUAAAUAUAUUUUAAUGUUGUUCAUGAAAUUGUACUUUUAAUAGUUUGAUGGAAAAUAUUUGUAAUAGUUGACACAACGUAUUCAAUUGCAUUAUUUGAUGUUUCCAGCAGUAUGUGUGAGAGAGCUCUAAUUCAACAUGACUUAUUUUUGUAUCUCUUUGAAUGUCAAUUUUCAUUGUCCCAUCUGACUCGGAGCUGGUGCUGAUAUUGUGUUUGCAUGACUGCAGUUUUCUCUCUAAAGUGUGAAAUAAUGUUCUGGAUAAUUAGAAAAAGAGCCAAUUCAGUGUCAUCAUCUAUGACUAGCAUAAGCUCAUUCUGAUUGGAAGAUAUAUAUAUAUGUAUACAUGUAUAUAUAUAAUUGGUAUCAAUUUAACAAAAUAAGUUGAAAUAUAUACAUUGAAAAGAAGUUUUGUAAAAUGUUCACGCGAUAUCUUUCUGGAGUGUUUGUCAGUAUAGACAUGCUCUACAGCAUUUUUGAGCUGUAAAUGUGAAGUUAUCUGAAAAUCUUGUCAUUAUCAAUUUUACUUUUAAUCUCAUACAGAUCUAGAUAUUUUCAUCAAUAUCUCUUCGGAAAAUUUGAUUGCCGAUUCGAAAAUUGCAUAUAUACUAGAUCUAGACCAUUUCUUUGGGCGUAUGUUUCAGUAACCAAGCUAAUUAUGUAUGGUAGAAUGUGUGGUUAUAUGACUUCACUGUUAACAUUAUUAAAGUGUUAUAAAUGUCAGUGCCGUGCUUAUUGUACUGUCGCAGAUCUGAAUCAAUGCCAAGUAUCAUUUUAAUAUCUAGUGGUUUUUUUGUUUUUUUUUGUCUUAAGUAAUUUUUAGCAUCUUGUGAUAUUUUCAAAAUGUUACCAUUUGUUGGUAGGUUGAAAAUAGCCACAAGUGUAUAAUUAUUUCAAUUGAAUUAUAUUAUAUAUAAUUAUUAAUAUUAUUAUGAAAGCAUUUGUUUUAAGUUCAGAGUCAUAAUUAAAGUAAUAAUAAAUAAGAAAA
This is a messenger RNA of Pecten maximus, 3606 nucleotides long. RefSeq names its product cAMP-dependent protein kinase catalytic subunit alpha. Gene Ontology annotation, biological process: peptidyl-serine phosphorylation. The record is from RefSeq and is a predicted model, not a curated record. The transcript has 10 exons. Lineage: Eukaryota; Metazoa; Mollusca; Bivalvia; Pectinida; Pectinidae. Gene Ontology annotation, molecular function: cAMP-dependent protein kinase activity; ATP binding. The coding region runs from base 326 to 1561 and encodes 411 amino acids. Gene Ontology annotation, cellular component: cAMP-dependent protein kinase complex; nucleus.